Molecule: messenger RNA, 8488 nt
Organism: Brassica napus (rape)
Lineage: Eukaryota; Viridiplantae; Streptophyta; Magnoliopsida; Brassicales; Brassicaceae
Product: pentatricopeptide repeat-containing protein At3g21470
Exons: 1
Coding region: 6394-7938 (514 amino acids)
Biological process (GO): RNA modification
Molecular function (GO): protein binding; RNA binding
Source: RefSeq, a predicted model, not a curated record
GUAAAUGAUAAUAUAAUAUUAUAGUAUUUUUAUAUGAAUUACAUUUUUAAUUUUGUCAUCUAACAAUAAUAAAAGGCCGAUAUCCUGAGUGCUCAGCGUGUCCACGUCUGCCAAAAAAAUGAUCCAAUCAAACGAUUUCAUUUUGACACGUCAUACCACGUUUAUAUAUUUCGUGUGAUCACCUUUCAAAUGGGCUGUUUAUAUUUUUAAAAAAGCUCAUAUCAGUUCAUAUUCACCAAAUCUAUUUCAUAUGAAAGCGUAAAGUCGACCCUUCUCCUUCGUUUCUUCGAUGAAGUUCUGUAACGACUUCUUUCUUCAACGAUCAAUAGAUUUCUUUAAUCCCCUCUUAAUGAAUUCGUUUCACCUAGCAUAUAACUCUUCAGAUUCACUCAGGUUCUCAAUAUAUAACUUCCUCUCCGAUUCUCUGAUCACUUAUUCCACCCACAUCCAAACAAAUCUCAGCGCAUCGAUGGCUUCAAAAAUCCUCAAUGAUGGUGCCGUUAGUCAACUCAUCUUCGCAUUAAAACCACUCUCCUCCGAUCUCUCUCUCAUCUUUUACCUUCUCUCCGGCGACUUUCAUACACCUUCGAAUCUGUAAGCUCCAACCUCUAACUCCCAAAUUCGCUUCUCUGGGGUUUCUACUCCUUAUAGAUCUUUUUGUAUUAGCUGAUGAUUAACUAAUUGAUGAUUGUCUUCAGUUAGAAAUUGAUUAGGUCAAAUCAAAUCUAAUGCGUUACUCGAACUUAUCCGAUUUCCUUUUGUUUACUCUCUUCCCCGAUUAAAAUACCUCCCAAAUUGAUUAAGCAAAAUAUAUGUAAUUAUCAUCUGUUAAUUGUAUUAAGCCCCCAUGGAUCUUGAUGUAUGUUCUCAAUUAAGCUUUGCUUCUAAAAGAUUUCACAUUAAAAUUCCUUUUCACUGUAUAUGCAGGAAUGAGUUUGUGAGUGGAGGAGUGAGGACUGACUUUGCUUCCAGUCCUUGCUACGAACGACUAAAAGAUUGUUGCUAUAUAAAAUUUUCAAAAGUUAUUAACAUACAUAAAAUAAAGCCACUUUGCUUCACCAGAAAGACGACCGACAUGCUUAAAUUACUCUAUUGAUUAUUUUUGAUAUCUUUAGCAUCUGGUCCCUUAAUUUUUGGUUUGUGAGUUGCCUUUGAACUUAUAUGUACAAGUUAAUCAAAGAGGUUUGUGAUGGACUUUUGAUAAUGUUUGGCGAGCUGUUCUUUGAGUACAUGUUAUACUUCUUCUUGCUUGCAUUUUGAAUUUUCCUGAUACUAAUUCAUGGAACUUAUCUGUGUAUCUCAUUCUAUUUGAUCAGGAAUGAAAAUAUUUUACUAGCUUAUGAAGGGUUGGCAAAAAAUUUUUUUGUUGUAGAUGAUAUCAGAAAUUGGUACUUUCAAGCCUUUCAAAGCAAUCCUUACAUGCAUCAAACGUGAUCUUAAGCCAGGUGAUUAAUAGCCUUGAGGUCACUUUGACAAUAAUCAGUGUGGUCAAUUGAUACAAGACUUGAAACAUCCGCUAUAAAAAUUGACAGUUUUGAUUCUAACCACUAGGUCUCUCUAACAAUCAUAGUUAAUUUGUUUGUGAACAGUAUAUGUUUAUGCUGUGUUGAUUGCUGCAAAAAUAAUCUGUUUCUUUUAAACCCAAUAUUAACAUUGCUGAUUUUGGACUGGCAGGGGAUGUUUUUUUUUCCUUUUUUUUGUUUCACCGCAGGGGAGGUUAAUUCUUUUUUUUUCUUUUUUUUUUGUCAGCGGGGAGGUUAAUUCAGUGACCCAUAUGUUUCGUUUAAGUCCACGUUUAUCGAGUAUGUUGUUAUACGCUGGUAAAGAUUGUACUUCAGUGACCAAUAUGUCGAUUAGUGGCCACACCAUUGUUGCCUUACUGACUCUAAAAGCUUUGUUCUGAUAGGUAGAGCCAAAGAGAGCACCUGAAGUACUUCUACAGUCCUAUCUAUGCACAUUAGAAGUUGGUUAGUAUCAAAUUUUUGUACUCCAUCAGGUGCAUUUACUAUAAGACACCAUCUGCGGAGGCUCUGUAACACCCCUUCUUUCAGGUACACCAGAGGGUAUUUGCUUGGACGAUGUGACUGUUGUAGUUUCUAUCUUUGAUCAGUUGAUUCAACUUUUACUUAUAAUGUUAUAUGUUUCUUUUACAAUCUUUGUAGGUUCUGAUUAGAGAAAAGUCUUUCUCAAGGUCAUAAGCUCUUUUGGGCGAUGGAUAUUUCAUAGUUUUGAUUUUUUUGUUUUUUAUUUUCCAGUGUGCCCGGAAAUAUUUCCCUUGAAACGAGCAUACCAGUGGGAUUUGGUGUUGUAGUCAGAUUUUUCUAAUACUUUAAGUUGACUAUCGGAAUGAGCUAGAGCAGAGUGAUACUUUAAGUUGAAAAUAUAUUUGCUUUGAUAAGUUGUUUUUCUGUGCAGUUACAAUUAAAAAAAAAUGUUUCCUAUGUAAAUUUGAUUUAUUAUGGUGAAAGACCGAUUACCGAAGUAAUGGAUUUUUGACAACUUUGCUAUCAUCUGUAAUUUAUUGGUAUCAUGUGGUCCAAAUUAUAUUUUCACAACAAUGUAUUAAAAUAUACAUACAUGACAUAUUUACUGUACAAAGAUCUAACAAACAAUACAUAUAUCAGCUCAAAAUUUUAAAAUAAUAUUUUAUAUGUAUCCAAAUUUUAUUUCAAAAAAUAACAGCAUAUAAAUUUGCAAAUCCUUCAACAUUGUAUAUGUAUAUAAAAGGUUAAGUUUUUAAUAUGUUUCAACUUAUAUAGUUAUUAGUUGUACUUUCAUGUAUUUUCUAUUUCAUUCAAAAAUUUAAACAUUUAUUGGUGGAUAGUAAUUUCUAACAAAAUUCAAACAUUUUCCAGAACCACUUAUUUAAAUAAAUAAUAAUUCUAUGGUAUUGUUACAUGUUAUAAGAAGUUCUCUAACCUAAUUGUAAAGGAUAAUUUUAAAAUACUGUAUAUGUGAUUUAAAAUUUAAAAAAUACUUUUAAAAAUACAUUUAAAAAACUAUGCUUCUUAUAUGCAUAAAUAUAUUUUUAUUCACAUUUGAUUUUAAACUAAUAAAUUCAAAACUAAAUUUAAGUUACUUAUGUUGGAGAUAAACAUAUAUUUAAGAUAUAUACAUGUUAAUAAUUUCAAAUGAAAAAUAGUUAAUUUUAAAAUGUUGUAAAGUCCAUUUUGUACAAAUUUUAUGAAAUCAAUAUAAACAUAGAAUUAGAACUUACGCACAUUUUAAGCAUAAUUCUACACCUCAUGUAUAUGAUAUACUAGGGUCGGAUCCGCCCUACGGGCGGGUAAACAAAUGAAAAAAAAUAUAUAUUUAAAAUCAGGUCGUCUUAAUUAAUUUUUGGAUCAUGUUCAAAAAUAUUAAAAAUAUAAUUAAUAAUGUAAUAAAAUAGUUUAACUAUUUGUAUAAAUAUUUAAUUAUUUUUUAAAAUAUAAUAUGCUCUAAAUGUAGAUUUAUAUCUAAAAUUGUAAUUUAUACACUUUUUAAAAAAAUUCUUAAUUAUUUUUUUGUUUUUUGAUUCGGAUCAUGUUCGACCUCUCCACUUGCAUGUGCUAUUAGGCGGCCCUGUUUAAAAUUUUAAUAAAUUUUUAGUUUGUUUUAAUUAUUAUUUUUACUAUUUUUAUGACAUAUUUUACUAUUUAUUUUUCUUUUAGGAAUUAUAUAUUUGUUACUAUAUUAAACACACAUAUAUCUAUUUUACUAUUUUCACAGUAUUUACUUUUCUUGUAUUUAAUAGAUUUUUAAUAUACUUCUUCUUAAAUUUUAUAAUUCUAAUAAGUAGAAAAUGCCAAUUUAUUAUCUUUUUCUAAAAAAAUAAGCAAGUAGCAUAAAAUAUAAUAUAAAUUGUGGCUUUCUAAUAUUUAUAAAUAAAAAUUUAGAUUAUAUAUUGGGUUUUCUGCAAAAAAACUCUCAAUGUGGUUUUUUUUUGCAAAUUAAUCCGCGAACUAAAAAACCCACGGGUCAACCCUCCAAGUGCCAGUCAAACCGCAAUAUAACCCUCGGCUAUAUUUAUGUGUAUUUGACUGUGUAUAAUUUUAACAUUUUUUCAAUACUAGGUCGUUUUGGCGCUAAUUUUUUAAUGAAAAAAAUUUGUUGAACCCCACCUUCAUUGUGCAUUUACGCAAGCUUCCAUGUCCGAGAAAAACAAGGUCAUUUCGUUUUAGAAAUCUAUAUAAUUGCGUUUGUUAAGUAAACAAAUAUAUUUGUUGGCCGAGAUGGUUAUAUAGCAUGCACAUGGUAUUUAAGGUUCAAAUUUCAAACCACGAGAUCAACAAUUUUUUUUCAUUAAAAAAUUAGCGCCAAAACGACCUAGUAUUGAAAAAAUGUUAAAAUUAUACACAGUCAAAUACACAUAAAUACGGCCGAGGAUUAUAUUGCGGUUUGACUGGCACUUGAAGGGUUGACCCGGGGAUUUUUGAGUUCGCGGAUUAAUUUGCAAAAAAAAACCACAUUGAUGGUUUUUUUGCAGAAAACCCUUAUAUAUUUAUGAAUUAUUAUAUUCGAGAAAAAAUAUAUUUAUGUUGUUUUUAUGUUACUUAUAACUCAUAUCAACAAAAGUUUGAAAAAAGAAUUCCUCAAUUGUUUUUCCUUUUUUACCAACAAAAUAUAGGCUAAACUCAUAAAAAAUAGAAAACCUUAACUAUUUGAUGUAUUGUUAGUUAUGAAGAUUAUUAUGGAACAUUUGAUAUACUGUUAAUAGUAUGAUAAUUCUUAACCUAAAUUGAGUAGUACCGAAGUGGAAAGUCACGAAUCAACAAUACCUAAACAGUACCUAUUAGAUCAAUAUAAACACAAUAAUUGUUAUAUUCUUACUAUAGAAAACAAGGAGUCCACCAAUAUAUUCUGCCAAAACUUCAAAGACACCCUAACCAUAUUACAAGAACCUUAAACUUUAAAAAAAUCUCAUAACUAAUCGUACUUUACAAUCACUAUAACGUUUUUGUUCCCGAUACGAACCACUCACCACCCAAUCGGGCAACCCCAAAAAAAAACAGUCCAUUAUACGAAGCAUAAUAUGGUUAAACAAUAGAGAACUCAUCUCUGAAAAUAGCACAGAUUGUAAGGCCACAACCAUGGUUAUUAUAAUUUUUUUUUUAAACAUGGUUAACAGAAACAACAAUUGCAAACAAGCAAAAUAUAUGUUAUCACAUGUAAUCUUUCAUGACCUAAUAUUUUCUAAAAGACAAAAAUCAUUAUCACACAUCUCUUACAAAUGCAAACCAAAAACACAAACCACAAAAUCAUACAAAAAUUAAUAACGUAGAUCACAAGUAAAGUAUAUCCUGCCCGUAGGAAGUGAAGAACAUAGUCUACAAAGAAAUAUUCAAAGGCUUUCCUCCCCACAAAGGUAUUUUUAAUUAAAUUAGUAGUUUUCACUUCCACCAUUUUUCAGAAGUCUUCUGAUAAAAUAUUAUAUUUACAAAUUUACAAUGCCCAACAUAUCAACCAAACGAUGAUACAAUCAAAUAAAGAAGGACUUACACAGAGUUUUUUACCCAGCUAUGCCACGUAUGAACCUUUUUUAUAUAAAUAACCAUAGUUUUGUAUUUACUUAAAUUUAAGUUAACUAACUUAUUCUUAACCAAUUCCAGGCUAUUUUUUUUUCUUAUAAACCACAACGCAACUUCUGAUCUUCAAAAGACUUAAUCUCUUUUUUACAUUAUUUAUGUUUAUUUAGCUACUCUUUUUGUUUUUAAACAAUUGCAUAAACUCGAUAUUCACCAAUUUUCCAAACAUUUUGGAAAACACAAUGCUUCCAUUCCAAACAAAAACAUUGAAAUUUAUAAUCAAAAAUCGACUAUCAACACACUUUGCCGCGCAUCGCGCGGAGAAAUGAUCUAGUUUUAUUUAAUAAAUGAUGUAUAUUUUGAAGUCUUAACACAAUAAAACUAUAUUAAAUUAUAAAUGUAUUCAUUUAUGUGAUUAAUUUUUUUUCACAAUUUUAACCAGUAAAUACAAUUUUUUUUUUAAUAUGUAUAAUUUACAAUUAUUACUCAAUAGAAAUGUAUUGAAAAUGUAAAACUUAAAUUUCUUUCUUAAAUAUGGAUCAUUUUGAUACAGAAGGUAUAUAAAUUGGUGAAUAAAUAUAUUAAAUUUUGAAUGGAAUGAUCCUUGUAUAUUUUAUCUACAUAUAGUUCAAUUAUAGUUCAAAAUUUAAUAUAUGUAGAUAACAAAAAUUCAUUCAGCCAUCACCGAUAAAAACCAUAUUAAAUUUAAAUUUUUAUUUGAUUCGGUUUCCAAUUAUUUUGUUACAUCCCCCUUAUAACAUUUUUAAAAAGGCAAAGGUAAUCAAUAUAUGAAAGAAACUGAAAUAAAAGUCGAGUUAAAUAACUUGUUACCCGUAACAAUUUGUAUCUAUCAGUUGCCAAAACUAGGGAAGAGUUGUGUUUGGUCAUGAAUUUGCAGGACAAUGUUGAUAUAUCCAAUCUUAUGAGGAAACACAUUUCCAAAGGAUCACCAAAACAAGCUCUGCUUCUGUACGAAGCAAUCCGCCGCAAAGGAGUGUUCUUUCCGGGAUGGAUUCCUCUGCUUCUAAAAGCAUGUGCUUGCGUUCCAAACUUUGUUCUCGGGAAGCAACUGCAUUCCGAAUCGAUCAAGUUCGGUAUCCACUCUGACGUCAUGGUGAGAACCUCUCUGAUCAAGAUGUAUAGCCAAAGUGGAUGCAUAGUUUCUGCACGUAACGUGUUCGACGAAAUGCUUGAGAGAAACGUUGCUACUUGGAACGCUAUGAUCGGUGGGUAUAUGUGGAACGGUGACGCGCUCUCGGCCACUAGGUUGUUCGGAGAGAUAAUUGGGAGUGGAAAUGAAGUGACUUGGAUCGUGAUGAUGAAAGGGUACGUGAAGAGAAACGAGACUGAGAAAGCUAGAGACUUGUUUGAGAGAAUGCCUCUGGAGAUGAAGAGUGUGAAGGCUUGGGCGGUGAUGCUUGGAGGGUACGUUAGUAAUCGAGAGAUGGAGGCUGCUCGGAUGUUCUUUGAGGAGAUACCGGAGAAGAACUCUUUUGUGUGGUCACUGAUGAUCUCUGGGUAUUUUAGGGCAGGUGAUGUGGAUGAGGCUAGUGGUGUUUUUAACCGUGUAAAGGUUCGUGAUUUGGUGAUUUGGAACAGUUUGAUCACCGGUUAUGCGCAGAAUGGGUACUCUGAUGGUGCUAUUGAUGCUUUUUAUAAGAUGCAAGGAGAAGGGUUUGAACCGGAUGCAGUGACGGUUUCAAGUGUUUUGUCUGCUUGUGCUCAAUCAUGUCGUCUUGAUGUUGGCAGGGAAGUUCACUCUCUGAUUAACCGUAUAGGGAUUGAGCUUAACGAGUUUGUUUCAAACGCAUUGAUCGAUAUGUAUGCUAAGUGUGGGGAUCUAGAGAACGCCACAUCCGUGUUUGAGUCGUUAAGUGUGAGAAGUGUUGCUUGUUGGAACUCUAUGAUCUCGUGUCUUGCCAUUCACGGGAAAGGCGGAGAAGCUUUAGAGAUGUUCAGAACGAUGGAUACAAAACCCGAUGAGAUCACUUUUCUGGCGGCUCUCAGCGCUUGUGUUCAUGGAGGGUUCCUAGUGGAUGGUCUAAAGAUAUUCUUGGAGAUGAAGAACAGAGAUGUGAAACCGAAUGUGAAGCAUUUUGGAUGUUUGGUUCAUCUCUUGGGACGCUCAGGGAAACUGAAAGAGGCUUACGGAUUGGUAAGAGAAAUGCCUGUGAAACCGAACGAUACAGUCUUGGGAGCUUUACUUGGUGCCUGUAAGGUUCACAUGGAUACAGAAAUGGCUGAACAGGUGAUGAAGAUAAUCGAGACUGCAGGAAGCGUCAUAAACGGUGACAGUGAAAAUCAUCUUGUGUUGAUAUCGAACUUGUAUGCACAUGCCGAGAGUUGGCAAACAGCUGAAACGUUGAGAGUGGAAAUGGAGAAAAGGGGUCUUGAGAAAUCCACAGGAUUAAGCUCACUAGUUUUGACCUGAGUCAACACGACUUAGAUAUUUCAGUCGUCAAAGAACUAAAGACACCUGAUGAGUAUGAAACAAGAACAUUAUCCUCGUCGCUUGUAAAAAGGCUAAGAGGGUGACAAGGCUAACAAGAACUCAGGUUCGAAUAGUGAGGGAAGCUGGUGAACAUUGAAGCAGAAGUGGUUUAUAGUUCUUCCAACAGUUUUGAUUGCAUCGCUGGCAGUCUCUGAGCAUCGAGUUCUCGUUAAAUGCGUUUGAGACCAAGCUGAUGAGUUCCAGAAAGAUGGUUUCAGCUAAGUGAGAGAAGCAAGUGACAGGUUCAGGUUGCAUAUAUAUAAUAAAGGACCUCACUGAUGGUAUGUGAUACGUUUUGAAGAACAUUGGCAAGAAGACAAGCCUGAGUCAAUGGAACGUGUUGAAGAAGGCUUCAGAUCGCAUUGUAUUAAGAUAUAACGCGAAUAUAAGUCUAUUGUGUAUUUUUCUGUGUAAACUGUUGAUGCAAAUUACAACUGCAGAGAUCCGACAUGCUCUGUCUGAAUUGUAAUAAAAAAAACGGUACUUUUCA